Nestor notabilis (Kea) is the source of this 831-nucleotide messenger RNA. RefSeq names its product prolyl 4-hydroxylase, alpha polypeptide III (gene P4HA3). The record is from RefSeq and is a predicted model, not a curated record. The transcript has 8 exons. Gene Ontology annotation, cellular component: endoplasmic reticulum. The annotation marks the transcript as partial. Gene Ontology annotation, molecular function: L-ascorbic acid binding; iron ion binding; procollagen-proline 4-dioxygenase activity. NCBI's taxonomy places the organism in Eukaryota, Metazoa, Chordata, Aves, Psittaciformes, Psittacidae. Gene Ontology annotation, biological process: peptidyl-proline hydroxylation to 4-hydroxy-L-proline.
CAGCGCGCCGGAGCCACCCGCCCGCCCCUCUACAGCCCCGGCCGGCGCGUGCCCCUCUCUGCCGACGACUGCUUCCACGUGGGCAAGGCUGGAAACGUCUCCCAUGCCUUGGGCCUCUCCAGGGAGUUUCUCCUUUAUGACCCCAGUAACCAAAGGGUGCUGAGGAACGUGGUCAAGUAUGAGGAGCUGCUGGAGAAAGGGGCAGUGACCAGCACUGAGCCCCUGCGACGUCCCAAUGGCACCCAUCUACAGAGCCGUGACGCCUACGAGGAGCUGUGUCAGCGCCCGAGGGGGCAGUCAGCCCCAGAGCAUCUCCCACACCUCGUCUGCUCAUAUGAGACCAACGGCAGCCCCUACCUCCUGCUCCAGCCUGCCAAGAAGGAGAUGGUCCAGACCCGACCCUAUGUGGCUUUGUACCAUGAUUUCAUCAGUGACGCCGAGGCUGAGACCAUCAAGGGGUUGGCCGGGCCCUGGCUGCAGAGGUCCGUGGUUGCCUCUGGGGAGAAGCAGCAGAAAGCCGAGUACCGGAUAAGCAAGAGCGCUUGGCUGAAGGACACGGCUGACCCCGUGGUGCGGGCGCUGGAGCAGCGCAUCGGUGCUGUCACCGGCCUGGACCUGAGGCCUCCCUACGCCGAGUACCUGCAGGUGGUCAACUAUGGGCUGGGAGGCCACUACGAGCCACACUUCGACCACGCUACGUCCAGGAAGAGCCCCCUUUACAGGAUGAAGUCAGGCAACAGGAUCGCUACCGUCAUGAUCUACCUGAGCGCGGUGGAAGCUGGUGGCUCCACUGCCUUCAUCUCUGCUAACUUCAGCGUGCCCGUGGUAAAG